Olea europaea var. sylvestris is the source of this 1117-nucleotide messenger RNA. RefSeq names its product flavonol synthase/flavanone 3-hydroxylase-like. Bases 39 to 989 code for a protein of 316 amino acids. The transcript has 3 exons. Gene Ontology annotation, molecular function: dioxygenase activity. The record is from RefSeq and is a predicted model, not a curated record. Lineage: Eukaryota; Viridiplantae; Streptophyta; Magnoliopsida; Lamiales; Oleaceae.
CAUAACAAAGAGAGAGAAAUGGAGAAAGCUGAAUCAACAUGGCUACCCUGUCUCAUCCUACAGUUGACCUUUCUGUUUUUCUCAAAGAUGGUGAAGAGGAAGAAAAGAAAAGGGCUAAGGAAAUAAUCAGCCACGCUUGUUCUGAAUACGGCUUCUUUCAGGCUGUAAACCACGAGAUACCUCUGGAGCUUAUGAGCCGAGCCAUGGAGCUAACCAAGAUAUUUUUUGCGUUGCCGGAGGAGGAGAAGAGAAAGUAUAGACCUAAAUCCGGCGAGCCAGAGUCGGCAGGUUAUGGGAAGAUGUCGGCGCACGGUAUUGAUCUGAAUGAGUAUAUAUUGAUGCUUCCACCUCAGUCCAGCUCCAAUGUUUUGCCAAAUGAUCCGCCUGAGUUAAGGCCAGCACUUGAAGAGUUAUUCAACUAUUUUUGCAAGACUGGUGAACUUGUGGAGAGCAUUUUGAAUGAUUGCUUGGGUCUUCCUCCCGAUUUUCUCAAGAAAUACAACGAUGAUAGAAGCUCAGAUAUUUUGACGACUCGGCGCUACUUCCCAGCAUCAGAAAAUGACAACAUUGGGUUACCUCAACAUACAGAUGGAAAUUUUAUCACUUUUGUCUUUCAGGAUGAAGUUGGAGGUUUGGAGGUUCUUAAGGAUGGAGAAUGGACUCCAAUUGUUUCGGUUGAAGGCACAAUAGUUGUCAAUGUCGGCGAUGUUAUUCAGGUCUUGACGAACAAUAAGUUCAAGAGUGCACCCCAUAGAGUUUUGAAACAAAAAGGAAGAAGUCGUCACUCGAUUACCUAUUUCUAUAGCUUGCAAGGAGACAAAAGCGUUGAACCAUUACCACAUUACACUAAACAAAUUGGAGAGCCACCGAAGUAUAGAGGAUUCAUGGUCAAGGAUUAUCGAGCUUUGAGGAUAAGAAACAGAACUCAUCCGCCAUCCAGACGCGAAGAUGUGAUUGACAUAACUCAUUAUGCAAUUCCUCAUAAUUAACAAGAAUAAACUAGUGGUUACAUGAACUCUAGUUAUCUUGCAAAUGGAAUGUGUUCUAGCUUAUAUACACUCAUCGAUGUAUUAUAGAGAUUAUGUUUAAUGAUUGCUGGGUAUUCCCACUUUGCUUG